AUGAGAUCGAGAGACUUCGUCAAGAUCACCAUCAUUAUCAUAACAACACUUUUAGUCAUGACAAGUGUCUGCUCCAAACUCUCUAACGACACCCAGCUUCUGACAAAGUGGCCACGUGAAGAAUCUCAUAAAUUGAACAAAUACGUACGUAAGAUUGGUGUCUUCCUUGAUACUGUUGAGAUCAACACAGGUGUUGAUAUUCUUUCGAAGAACAUCACUCAAUCCUUCCUCAAAGCGUUCUCCAAGCUUGAUGAACUUAAAUUUGAGUUCGUGAACGAGGUUGGGCCUUCAUUCAUGAAAGGGGGAGAAGAACCUCAUAAAGAACCUCGUGCAUCUCCUAAGGAUGUUGAUGAGAAAAAGAUACCCGAAGGAGCUGUUAUUCACUUCUUAUAUGAUGAUGUGAAUACUUCUAAGAAGCUUCCCACUCCAUCAUCUUCUCCUAAAGAUCUCAGUCCUCCGAAGUAUCCUCCAAGAUCCUCUCCAAGAAAAAACACCAUCUCCAAAAUCACAUCCUAA
Messenger RNA from Lactuca virosa, 516 nucleotides. The record is from the annotation of a GenBank genome assembly. Lineage: Eukaryota; Viridiplantae; Streptophyta; Magnoliopsida; Asterales; Asteraceae.